AUGUCGCCGCGACGAAGCUCACGCCAUUCGCACGGCGAAGCUUCGCCUGUGCAUGGUCGCUCGCAGCGCAAAGCGGCGCAAGGUGCUUUUUACAAGCAAUAUUUUGAAGAGGGCGAGCUGGACGAGAUGGAAGACACGUACGAGGCUCCGGAGCAUGAGCCCAAGAGGGAGGAUGCUUCGCCGGAAACGAUCCGGCCUGUGCGUUAUACACGCAGUGGGCGACGGACGACGAGCUACGUCGAGCCUUCGUGGGACGACGACGAGGAAGCUACUGUGCAUGCACGGCCACGUCGAUCGACGCGUGUGAGUAAGAGUCUGCGAGACUUUGUUGCUUCGGACGAGGACGAAGAAGAAGAUGACAAUGCGGACUAUGCAGAGACGAUUCGCGCACGGCAUGCCAAGGAGCGAGCUGAGCGAGCUCGGCGGCGUGAGAACCUGAUGAAUUUGGCCGCCUCACGCUCGUCACGUCGUCUUGCACAGCAGGCGGGCAGUGAGUCGUCGGCGGAAAGUGAUGAUCAUGAAGAGCCUGAGCACCGUUCAUACAGUUUUCGGGCGCGUAAGAAGAUCAAUUACUCUCUCGUUGCACCGCCGGCCGAGCCGCUGCGUGACGGCUUUGGACGACGCAUUCGUCGCACAUCAUCACGGUCGCACUCUGUACGCGCGACUGAGCGCGAUCACGACAACGAUGGGACGUACACCACGCGAUUCCCACGACUGCCGAGCCUGCCGUUCUCUUCACUGCCGCGACAGCGCUCAGGGCGUGAAGGCUGGGACGGUUUGCCGCUUUCUAUGACAGGCAAAGACUAUGCAGAUGCCUUUGGCGAUAUGGACAGCUCGGAUGACGAGCCACCACGCGCCAAUCUGACUGGCAACACAGGUGGGCACGUGUUGGGGGGUGCCAGUGCCAACUCCAUGCUGGAAAACGGGCCUGCGCCCGCGCCCGGUGGUGGGCUGGGCUCCUCGACCGAUGCGUUUGGACGCCUUACGCGCGAAAGUGAUCCAUUGGCCGAUAUCGAUCCGCUGGGCGUGAACAUGGACGUGAACUUUGACCAAGUCGGUGGUCUGGAAGACCAUGUGCAGCAGCUGAAAGAAAUGGUCAGCUUGCCUCUUCUGUACCCAGAAGUCUUCCAGCGCUUUGGAGUGACGCCGCCUCGCGGUGUGCUGUUCCAUGGGCCACCGGGGACGGGCAAGACACUUGUGGCGCGUGCGUUGGCCGCGAGCUGCUCCACGGAUGGCCACAAGAUCAGUUUCUUUAUGCGCAAAGGCGCUGAUUGUCUCUCAAAAUGGGUCGGUGAGGCGGAGCGGCAAUUGCGGUUGCUGUUUGAGGAGGCGAAGCGGUCGCAGCCCAGCAUCAUUUUCUUUGAUGAAAUUGAUGGUCUGGCGCCUGUGCGCUCCAGCAAACAGGACCAAAUUCAUGCGAGUAUCGUGAGUACUUUGCUAGCGCUCAUGGAUGGCAUGGAUGGCCGUGGCCAGGUUGUUGUGAUUGGCGCGACGAAUCGGCCUGACUCGAUUGAUCCUGCGCUGCGCCGACCAGGCCGCUUUGAUCGUGAAUUCUACUUCCCUCUCCCGUCACGGGCAGCGCGUCUAAGUAUCAUAUCCAUUCACACGAGUCGAUGGGAGCCACCGCUGGACGCGGCCCUUCAAGAGGUUCUCGCCGAUGCUACAAAUGGCUUUGGUGGCGCAGAUUUGCGAGCGCUCUGUACCGAAGCCACGCUCAAUGCCAUUCAGCGCAGAUACCCACAAAUCUACCGAACCACAGAUCGACUUCUUCUGGCCCCAGAGACCAUCCAAGUGGACGGCCGCGACUUUAUGCUGGCCCUGGAGAAAAUGGUCCCGUCGUCAGCACGAUCGACCAAGGCCGCAUCGUCGCCCUUGCCGCCGCAUAUGACGCCGCUCUUGCGGGCUUCCGUCGACACGUGCGAAGCGCUUCUGCAGCGCAUUCUCCCGCGUCGUGCGAAGCGCAAUGCUCUUGACGAAGCGCUGUAUGAGACCGAGUCACACUGGCCGGAUCAGGCUCCUGUCACUGCGGCAGGUAUGCUGGAGCGCGAACUGCUGCAGCAGUCACUGGCCCAGGCUCAGGUGCAUCGUCCACGUCUUUUGCUUCACGGCAAGGCGGGUAUGGGCCAGCGUCUGGUCGCUGAAGCCGUCCUACAUGCGCUGGAAGGCUACCAUAUCGUUACACUCACCGCCGCGCAGCUGCUUGGCGAUAGCACGCAGACGCCCGAGUCGAUACUGGUGCAGCAGUUCCAGGAAGCGAAGCGUCUUAUGCCGAGUGUGGUGUAUGUGCCGGAUGUGGAUCGCUGGCCACUGCUGCUCACGGACCAGGUGCGAGAGGUGGUGGGCGCUUUGUUGCACGGCUUGCAGGCCAGCGAUGCGAUGAUGCUCUUUGCUACGAGCGAAGUGCCAUGGACAGAGCUUCCGCACGAUAUCCAAGGCUGGUUUGGCUACCGACCCCUGCAUAAAUACGCGCUCACGUCCCCUAGCGAUGUGCAACGUACAUUGUUUUUCCAGGACGUGGCACGACAAGCUGCCCGGCCUCCGACGGAGUUUGCCGAUGCCAUGCCACGCAAACGCCGCGUCCUCGAAGAGCUACCGAAAGCGCCACCACGUCCGCCACGUAUGCCUACGACGGUAGAGCUGAGCCAGCAAGUGGAAAACGAUGCGCGGUUGCUCGAGCAUCUCAAGUUCCGACUAGGCACUAUCCUCUCGGAGCUGCGCAAAAAGUACAAAAAGUUCACGCGCGACGUAUGGGACGAAUACAAUCUACGUGAGCUCAUGGAGCAGUUUACAUGGCGCCGCGAGAAAGGCAAGAUUGUCAUUACCCUGCGGUACGAUCGACACGCAUCGCACGAGUCGGAGGCGGAGGCGGCGUCCGAGUCGGACGUGGAGGCUGGAGCGGAAGCAGAAGCGGGCGCGGACGCGGACGCGGAUGCGCCAGCCUCGCCGCCUGCUGCGCCAGCGCCGCAGGAUGAAGCUGAGCUGGAGCCAUCCACCACGACGGAGGACCCGGCUGAUGAGGCGAUGCGUGACGACGUCCCGUCGCCGGCGGACAAAGCGGAGGAACGUUAUAUCCUUCGUGACUUUACCAUAUAUACCAUGUCGCUGGACAAGAUGCAAAAACGACUGUACCACAAUCAAUACCUGACAUGCGACGACUUUAUGGCCGAUCUCAACAAGAUCGUCUCCAAUGCCGAGGAGGCCAGUGAGGUGGAUGCAGACCGUGUGUUCCGUGCACACCAAAUGCAGAAUUUAGCGACGAUCCUCAUGGAUCAGUACGUGGAGUCUUCGUUCCGCACCGAGUGUCAGGCCAUGGCCCAGCGUGUGCUUGCGCGUGAAGAGCAAGCACGCAAAGAGGCAGAAAAGAAGAAAGACGAGUUGGUGCAUCAUCGACGGCCCGAUGGUGUGCGAUACAGUGCGCGUGUCCAAGGCGAAGAGCCGGAUGCACGGCAUUUGGUGGACGUGUCGACCAUUGAGCGGGCUACGAAGCGCGCACGGACAACGUCGCGACCCGGCAGUGAAGAGCCUGCCGAGACAGAGACACCUGGCCCAGCGCCUAUGCCUAUGGAAGAACCGGCUAGCACCUUGGAGCCUGCCAUCGAAGCAGAGCCUGUGCCACAUCGCUCCGCUUUGCUGGACGAUGCUGCGCAAGCGUCCCUAGUCGCCUCGCUGGUGGAUCUCACUCAAACACUCAACGUGGAACAACUGGAACAGGCACGAGCUGCGUGCUAUGAACGGAUCAUGGCCCACCGCGCCUCAUGGGACCGAGCUCCUCUUCUUCACGACCUUGUAGACGUGGUGCGUGAACUGUCGCAGGCGAUCCACGCCGCACAGACGAUCGUACCUUCUUCGUAG
This is a messenger RNA of Malassezia pachydermatis, 3852 nucleotides long. RefSeq names its product aaa-domain-containing protein. Gene Ontology annotation, cellular component: nucleus. Gene Ontology annotation, molecular function: ATP binding; histone binding; ATP hydrolysis activity. Bases 1 to 3852 code for a protein of 1283 amino acids. The transcript has 2 exons. Lineage: Eukaryota; Fungi; Basidiomycota; Malasseziomycetes; Malasseziales; Malasseziaceae. Gene Ontology annotation, biological process: positive regulation of transcription by RNA polymerase II. The record is from RefSeq and is a predicted model, not a curated record.